UUUAAGAGGAGGACAGUGAUGUUACUGUGUUCAGAGCAGUGGUCAGCUGAGAGGCUGCACCUCCAACACACAUCAACACAUGAACACAUGAACACAUGAACAUGAACACAUGAACACAGUUACAGGAGACAGGAUGGACGUCUUUCUGCUACAGAGCAGCUCUGCACUGAAGACUCAUCUCCAUGGUAACCAGAGGAUUCACGUCGUCCUUGGCAGCGAGUCAUGUGACCUGGACUCGGUUGUGUCAUCGUUGGCCAUGGCCUACUUCCUGUACAGAGUGAGUUUACACAGACAUGAGACGUCGUCCGGUCCUCCCAGUGGUCCCAUCGUUGUUCCGGUUCUCAACAUCCCCCGGUCUCAGCUCCACCUCAGAUUCGAUGUCGUCCUCCUGCUGAGAGAAGCCGGUAUUGCCAUGGAAACCCUGGUGUUCAGAGAUGAGGUGGACCUGGCCCGUCUCCACGGCGACAGGAGGCUGGCACUGACUCUGGUGGAUCACAACAUGCUGUCGAGCUCCGACAGCAUCCUGCACAGAGCUGUGGUGGAGAUCCUGGACCACCAUCAGCUGGAGAGGACAGCCUCCUAUUCCUGUCCUGUCACCAUGGAGACAGUAGCAUCCUGUGCUACCUUGGUAACAGGGAGGAUUCUGUCAAGGGCACCAGAGAUUCUGGACCGUCAGCUGGCUCUGCUGCUGUAUGGUGUGAUUGUGGUGGACAGUGUGAACCUCAGUAAAGCCACAGUUAAAGACAGUCAGACGGUCCGCCUCCUGCAAACACGGUUCCCUGAUCUGCCACCUGGAGGCGCUCUGCACUCGGCUCUGAAAAACGCCAGGUUCAACACAUCUGGUCUGAGCACAGAGCAGAUCCUGCUCAGAGACAUGGAGACAGUAACCGGGGGCGACCUGCGAGUAGCCCUGAGCAUCGUCUACAUGGGUCUGGAUUCGUUUCUGCUCCAGAGGAAACUUCAGCAGCAACUCUGUGACUUCUGCUGCAAGUACAGACUGGAUGCUGUGGUUGCUAUGACGACCACAAUCACUGACCAAUCAGAAGAGUUCAUCAGGCAGCUGGCGGUCUAUAGCGCUAAUCCUCUGUACAGACAGCAGAUUAGCCACGCCCUCUGCAGCUCACAGAGCCCCGCCCUCUGCCUCUCACCGGUCAGCAGCCCAUAUAAGGACAUCCUGGCCUAUCAGCAGGACAGUGUGUCGACCACGCGCAUGCAUCUCCUCCCCAUCCUCAAGCACUUCCUCACACAGAUGCAUUGUGGGCCAGACAUUGAAGAUCAACGGGAGGAGCUGGACGACCAGUCGAUGAUGAUGAUGAUGGUCUCGGAACCGACGGCUGAGCCUGCGGACGACCACUCGCCUCACCUCUACUCCAUCUCCCAGUACCACCGGCGGCGGCUGCAACUGGGAACAGAGGACUAUGGGAGUCCAGAGGAGGAUUAUGGGGGCAGAGCAAUGCGUCCACCACCAAACAGUUUGGUGGAAGGAUGUCCUUUAGAGGACGGAUUCAGCCAGGAAGCUUUACUGGAGAAAUUCAGCUGCAUGAGGGAGAGAAAGGACAUGGAAAACACACACAUCUAAAAACACACAGUCUAAUCAAUACUCACACAAAGUCGAAACACUAAGAAAAACAAAAACCCUAAAGAAAAGCAUAUUUACAGGGUUAACAAUAAAUAUAUAUUGUUGUUAAUAACAUUUAUCAAUAAAAACAUUUAUGAAACUGGUCUUAAAGGUUCAAUGUGUGAUAUUUAGUGACAUCUAGUGGUGAAAUUACAGAUGCAAUAUGAAACAUUACGUUCAAUCCAUGUUCAUAUUUGGUCAGAAAAGGCAACAUUGCAAAUUCUGGUGUUUUUUUUAACCCCCGAUCUCAUCUCCACUAUUUUUUAAAAGUGAAAACAGAUGGUUUAUAGAGUUUAUUUUAAUGCACAAGCUGUACGAUGUUAAUUUUACUCAUAUUUACCAAUAGCAGUUUGUCACUUGCUUAUAUAAUUUUCUGUCAGUACAGUGAUGAAAAAAUAUUUGACCAGUUUUGACAUUUAACUGCUGUAAAAACACCAGAAAUUAUUAUUAUUUUUUUACCUUGUCUUUUCUACAACCAAUCCAACAUCUUGGGUCAAAUUUAACUUGCAACUAUUUUCAGAUGUGGAUCAAAUCUAGGAACUGUGUUGAGGAAACUAAAUUAAAUUAUAAAGAAAGACACUAAAAGACAUGUUUUCUACACAGACAAACUGGGCACAAGUUAAGAAACAGGUUUCAGGUUUAUUGAAGGAGCUUCAUGCAUUAGUGUCAUGUGACAGGAUGUGAGUUUUGGUUCUGUACAUGAUUAAAAACAUACAAACAACAAACAUGAAGUGGAGACACAGCUGCAAAAAUAUGACAAAACCUAACAAUGUGGGUUUACAACUGAAGUAAAGCGCAUUUUGUUGUUUUAUAGCAGGUUUACAUUCGGAGUCUGUGGAGGAAGAGGAAGAAAAUUAAAAUUACUCAUAGUUAUUAAAAAUAGGAAUGUUCAAUAAAUCUGGAUUAUUUUGUGAAAAAAGAAACAAAUCUGAUUAUUCGACUGCUUUUUACAACUGUUUUAACAAUGAAAAUCACUUUGAUGUGAAAUAUUUUAAAUGCAUUAUGAUGAUGAUCUGAUAGAAAGGAAAAUUUCAGAUGAUUAAACAUGAAAAAUUACCUAAUUUUGUCAGCGAAAUAGUCUAUGACUUAGAUUAAUAUUAGAUUUAAGGACCAAAUAAUUUGUGAUUUAUUUGAGGAGAUUUUGCAAAUUCACAGAUGUAUAUGAAGUGCCUUAAUCAUCGUAAAUCUUUAGAAUAAAAUUCUAUAAUUGUCGAUCUUCAGUCUUUGUCUCAGAACUAUGAAUUUCCUUUUUUUCUUGUAUUGCCUUCCAACUGAAAUGAGUAAAAAUUUUUAUUUUUAACGUGAGAUGAACUUUUACAUGUAAUUAUUGAAAAGAAAGUCACAGUUGAGAUAAAUCAAAUGUCUUUAUCAUAGAUUUUAGCUUCUCUUCAUAAUCAAGUAUAAAAACAAACAUAUUUUGGGAAUUUUUGUUAAACUGGUUAUAAAUUCUACAGAUUAAGCUUCAGCUCCUCCUCCUCCGGCCUCAUUAUGAGAUCAAUCUGCUUUUUUAAGAUGAUUCCCAAAAAUUUAAUUCAUUAGCCAGAUUCUCUUGCAAAUAAACUUACAACACAUAUCAUUAAAAAGGAAAAAGACAGUGAAAAUGUCCACGCUGCUAUGACGAGGAAUUAUGUGCAACUGAAGUUAUAAAGAGAGGAACCCUUUACAGCUUUAAAACUCAUUUUUCACUCAGGAUAAAUGCACUUAAAGAGUUUUCAUACUGAAAUUCAGUUUGAAUGUUUAGAGCUGAUGGAAGGUAGAAAGAAGGCAAGGAAAGGUUUUUAUUUCCAGAGACGAGUUUUGUUGAUUGGCAGAGGUUUGAUCUCCGCAUUCAUUGCAAACACGACAAAUUCAGCAGCUUUUAAGAACAUUUUAAUAAAGGAGUUUUAACCUUUAUCUGAACGUAAACACAAAAGGCAGGAUUCGCUUAGUUUCACUUUUUAUUUCUUCUAUAUUAAACAGCCAAAACUAAGAAAGUGAAGUAGUGCAGAGUAUUUUUUCUGCUCAGACCGAUGGAGGAGAAAAAACUCUGCAGAUUAAAACUCGUCUCUGCAUUUAAACAUCUGAUAUAAAAGCACUUUUUCGAGCGCCUCCGCCCCUCCGGUUGCAUUGAUAAAAGUUUGUACCUUCUGUACGUCUCAAGGCAUCAGUUAUCUCACAGGAAACUAACUCCAUCUUUUUACAUACAUAAAUAUUCACAAGUGAAGAUAUAAAACACAGGAUUUGCUAUUUCGGUUGCUCAUCAGGUAAAGUUUUAGUCACAGCUGCUUCUUUUGUCAAGCAAUGGUGGAGUUUGAAGUAGGUGGCUAACCGUUAGCAUAAAGUAACAUGAUGCUGCUUCCCCUUCAAUAGUGGUCAGGACACAAAACCUUCAUACAACUGUACAGCCACUAAGGAACACCAAACAAUCACUUUAUUCCAGUGUGAAGCUUUAAAGCUAAAGCAUUUUGAUGCUAACAUUAUUUUGUUAUACUUUUAAUAAAAAAAAAAGAAGACAAAAAUGCAGCCAAGAUAAACUAAAACGGAACAGAAAAAGGCUAAACUGAAUGCUACCAUAUAAAAUGUUAACUGUUGUAAUAGAAUUUGUAAAAAGAACUGGCUGGUAAAAAUCAAGCAGAAAAAUUACAGCUAGCAAGAAUUUUGCAGAGUCGUUGUCAUGCAACCAGCCAAUUAUUAUUAUGAGCCUUGGAAUAAUAUGAGCCAAGUUCUUCUAACAUGACCAAAACAAAUGCUAGCUACUUUUAGCAACACAGCUAGCUGUGAAGAUUUGCUUUUUUUAAAUGUAUUUUUUUUUUAUCUUAGAUGGUGGUCUGUAUUUUAUCUUUUGGCCUGUUAAACAUGUUUUUAGACUUAAUGAAAAAUAAUCUAGAAUGUAAAUAACGGUUAGUUGAAGCCUUGAAGCUAUCUACUGACUAUAUGAGUUAGCCACCUAGUUUAGUUUGUUUGCAUUAGCUUGCUAGGGUAGUUAGUGUUAGUAGUUGGCUAACUAAGGAGAUGGCACUACAUUUGCUAGCCAUCUGCACUGUCCUCUCCCUCUAAAUCUAUACAAGAGGCCUGAUUUGUUCUGUAUUAUCUUGGUGAAACAGAAGAUUAAAUUUAUUUUGUAUAUACAGGGUUUUUUGGUUUUGUUUUUUUUGAAGAGUGUCUGAUAGAUGAUGCUAAUAAAAUAGAAGAUUAGCUGAUUCCUCAUUCUUUAUCAAGGAUCCUGAUAGACAUUUAUUCUAGAUUUUCAAAACAAUUUCAACUUUUUUGCAGAUUGCACAUAACUCACUUGCUUGUGUUAGCUGAUGUUAGCUUGAUAAGUGAUGUUAAUUGCUGCUAGAUCUCUAGCUAACAUUAACUAAAGUGAGUUCAUUAGAUAACGCUAGAUGUGUUUACCUCUCUAGCUAGCUUUAGUUCAAACACUGGCAAAAACAAAUUAUAUUCCUCCCUAGUUAACAAGACGUGCUGUUACUUCCCUAUAAAUUUAUGUAGCUUGCUAGCCGACGUUAGCUGCUGUUAGCUUGCUUGCUAAUCUUAGCUGAUGUUGACUUCAAUGUAUUUGAUAAAAAUGUGAUGUUAUAUUUCAUAUCUACAAUAUCCAAAGGUAACAUUUCAAUUAAUCUUUAAAUCUCAAAAACUGCUGUAAAUAUAUUCAAUAGCUAUAAAUUUGUAAAAA
Sphaeramia orbicularis (orbiculate cardinalfish) is the source of this 5273-nucleotide messenger RNA. RefSeq names its product exopolyphosphatase PRUNE1-like. Gene Ontology annotation, cellular component: cytoplasm. Gene Ontology annotation, molecular function: exopolyphosphatase activity. The coding region runs from base 110 to 1579 and encodes 489 amino acids. The transcript is spliced from 7 exons. NCBI's taxonomy places the organism in Eukaryota, Metazoa, Chordata, Actinopteri, Kurtiformes, Apogonidae. The record is from RefSeq and is a predicted model, not a curated record.